Molecule: messenger RNA, 1971 nt
Organism: Prorocentrum cordatum
Lineage: Eukaryota; Dinophyceae; Prorocentrales; Prorocentraceae
Source: the annotation of a GenBank genome assembly
AUGUCCGUUGUCCUUUGGGUCCGGGUUGGCCGAUCGCUGACGGUUUACCUCGCGCCAUCGGCGGGCGGCCCUGUUGCGCCGCGUGCAAGCCUGCUGCGCCCGGCACAGACCGCGGAUAUAUGCCAGCAUCUGGCGCCCACUUGCGUCCACAUCGGCGGCGAGUGUCUGCGCUGGUGCACCCGCCUGCUCCGGCGCAUGCUCGAAUACCACAUGGGCAUCAUGCUCGGGUCGCUGCGCAGAACCAUGCCUAACGCAAGACAGCCCCUCUCGCAGGCUUGGGCAAUCGCCGCGAAGUGGUGGUGGUACGGCGUGGCCGCGCUCCUCGGGUGGAACGCGGGUGACAUCGCAGACGAGGGCCGUCCGCUGUGGGCGGCAGCCGAAGAGUUCGACCCACCCGAGGAGCAGGACUACGAGUCGGCAGGUGACAUUCUCGCACACGGCAGCAAGGCAUCCGUCCUCAUGGCGCCGUGGAGCAGACGCGAGCUGGAGGCCGAGGACGCGAAGACCGCCAUCCCCGCCAAGGGGAAGCAGCAGAAGAAGCGCAAGCCGAGCAAGAAGAGUGACCUGUUCAGUUGGGUUCAGGGCGGGGUGAUGAACGCCGUGAGUUUCCUCUGGUUACGACGGUCGGCGGGUGGCUCCCUGGCAAUGUGUUUCCUGGGAUGGCGGGCCUGGAGGGUGCUGGGGCUCGGUUCUGUCCUCCAGACCGUCUACGAAUCCGUGUUGGCCGCGGGUGAGGUUGCUGAGGGAGCUCAUGAAUGGUAUGAGAAGGCCGAGGAGAUGUACGAAUCGGGAGAGCUCGAGCAGGUCGGGAUGGCGCUCGGAGUCGGCAUCGCGGCACUCUACCUAGGGUACUUGGUGAUCAGCAGCGGGGCAGGCCUGGGGCGACUGUGGAAGGUGUGCGAGAGCGACAGCGAGAGCGAGGCCUCCGACUCAGAGGUCAUGGUGGGAACGACGGUGGCGGACUCGGACGACGAGCCCGACUCACGGCACUUGUUCGCGGAGCUGGCAAGAGGGCAGAACACGCUACAGGCUUCUGUCGCCGCGCUGGCCGACCUACUGGGCCAGAGGGGCAAGGGUGAAGGGCACCUGUACUUCAGGGAGGGGGCGUACGAGCAGCCGUCGCCCUUGGAGCAGCUGAUCGCCUUCGAGGUCGCCAAGCUCUUCCACAGGGAGGGGCUGAUCUUCACGGCGGUGAUGACGGCGGAGGCGGAGGUCGAGGUGCUCUGGGAGGAUCUCACCAGGCUCGAGGACGUCUUCACUUUUCGGACGGCCACGGAGACUGGGUGCCUGACGAUGGUUACGAACGACGGGCGCUUCGGGGCCCUGCAGUGCGAGCAGGAUCGCAAAGCAGUGCAGGUGGAGGCGACGGAGUUCAGGUACGACUCGAAGUGGAGGACUACCUACUGCGAGCAGGUGCUGAAGAUCGAGCCGCGCUGGGACAUGACCCUGCGCUACUGCGAGUACGACGGGGCCUACCACGUCGACAUGGUGAGUGGUCACCGCGCCGACGAGUUGGUGGAGUACGAGGACGUCGACUACGAGGAGCUCUACUGGACCCUGGAGACGCUGGCGGCGAAUCGGGGCGUUGGACCCAGGCCGUCCUGGAGCUGGCUGCUGGUUAUCUUGGGCGGCCUACACGGAGCGGGUGCAGCGCUGACUCUCAUCAUCCUGGACCUGUGCCACGCCGGGUGUGUCCAUGAGGCGUGCGCGGUCGCGGUGCAGCUCGACGGCUGGCUACGUGAGCAGGUACUGAUGGAGCUGACGAAGUGCGUGCUGCUCACCCUCGCCGAGGAUCUCGCAGAUGAUGAGCUCGUCUUCCCGAUCACCCCCGACAAGUAUCGCAGGGAUAAUGUGCAGCUGCCAGAGAAGUGUUCUUGCAUGUUCACGCUCGUCACGUUGUUGUCCUUGAGAUGCCUCAGGAAGCUGUCUGCAUUCUGGGGCGUGAUCAUCACUAACUUUGUCUUGGUAUGA